Messenger RNA from Onychostoma macrolepis, 4426 nucleotides. It is a transcript of the gene sema3h, whose product is annotated as sema domain, immunoglobulin domain (Ig), short basic domain, secreted, (semaphorin) 3H. The transcript has 18 exons. Gene Ontology annotation, molecular function: neuropilin binding; chemorepellent activity; semaphorin receptor binding. The record is from RefSeq and is a predicted model, not a curated record. Gene Ontology annotation, biological process: motor neuron axon guidance; negative regulation of axon extension involved in axon guidance; positive regulation of neuron migration. NCBI's taxonomy places the organism in Eukaryota, Metazoa, Chordata, Actinopteri, Cypriniformes, Cyprinidae. The coding region runs from base 304 to 2556 and encodes 750 amino acids.
CAAUUGGGACAGUUCCCUCCUUCCCAGCAGGGGAGUGUUUGAAAGAAAGGAGUGAAUGAUAAGAGACGACUGAAGGAGAGAGAGAGAUCAGAAAGAGUUAAAAGAUGCAGAGAGAUGGAGAGGGCAAGACAAUAACAGAGUGAACAAAACGAAGAUAAAUUCAGCCGGCAAUAUUAUAAACACAGAAGACAGACCAAGAGAGGAUUCUGCAGCAACACUGACCUGAGCAGGAUUAUAUUACGCUGCACUGCACACACAAACACACACUUACGCAGAGGUGUGUGAUGCUGACAUCAGACAGCCAUGAGCAGGAUGCUGGCUCUCUUCUGCUUAAUUUCACUGGCGGCACCUCUAACGGACGCAUGGAGACCAUCACAACCACGACUGCACUUCCAACACUCAGAGCUGGUGCGGAGCGGCAGGCUCAUGUCUCUCUCUGUGCCUGCUGGGGAUCUGAACUCUCUGCUGCCAGAUGAAGAUGGUCGUCGUCUUUACAUCGGCAUGAAAGACCAUCUGCUGUCCGCCAGCCUGGAUGAUAUUACUCAAACCCCCCGCAAGAUUUACUGGCCUGCAAGCCCAGAUUGGAUCCAGAACUGCAUCAUGGCUGGAAAAAACCUGCAGACGGACUGUGCAAACUUCCUGCGUGUGUUAGAGCUGUAUAACCAAACACAUCUUUACGCCUGUGGGACUGGAGCAUUCAACCCUCGCUGUGCCUUCAUCCCCACCAACCUCUUCCUCAGGGCCGAGGAACAAAUGCUGCAGUAUGAAGACACUGAAUCAGGGAAGGGAAAAUGUCCUUAUGACCCUCACCAGAGAACAGCUACCGCUAUCAUAGACGGAGAGCUGUUCGCUGGCAUCUCAUCUGACUUUCUAAGUCAUGAUACCGCUUUUAUUCGGAGUCUGGGGGAGCGACAUGCGAUUCGCACUGAACAAUACGACUCUACAUGGCUGCAAGGCGCUGAAUUUGUACAUGUAGCAGCGAUGUCAGAGAGUGAUAAUGAGGAGGAUGAUAAGGUGUACGUGUUCUUUACUGAGCGUGCCCAGGAAGCAGAGGGGGCUACUGGGAAGGUCCUCUAUUCUAGAGUCGCCCGCGUCUGCAAGAAUGAUAUUGGUGGUCAGCGUAGUUUGGUUCAUAAAUGGAGCACCUUUCAGAAAGCUCGUAUUGUUUGCUCCGUACCAGGACCCGACGGCAUACAGACACACUUUGACAAACUCCAGGAUAUUUUCAUUCAGCGUGGAAAGGACAAAAAGAACCCCUUCAUCUAUGGGCUCUUCACCACUACCAGCAAUGUCUUGAAUGGAUCCGCCGUGUGUGUUUACCGCAUGCAGGACAUUAUUAGAGCUUUUAAAGGAAAUUUCCUUCAUAGGGAGGGUCAACAAUACAGGUGGACAGAAUAUACAGGCAGAGUUCCCUAUCCUAGACCUGGCACAUGUCCCAGCAGCACAUAUGGAGGGUUCAAAUCAACAAGGGAAUAUCCUGAUGAGGUCAUCUUCUUUAGCCGCACACAUCCUUUAAUGCAGGAAGUGGUACAACCUCUUGGAGGUCAUCCUUUGCUCAUCAGAGUGGGCGUGCCUUAUAAACUGACCCGCCUCCUUGUGGACAGAGUGGAGGCGGUGGAUGGACAAUAUGACGUUCUGUUCAUUGGUACAGAUUCUGGCCUGGUUCUGAAAGCGAUUCACCUGCCUAAAGCCAACGGACAGAAUCAGGAGAUCACUCUGGAACAGCUGCAGGUUUUUAAGAACAAGUCACCAAUCACGGCCAUGACGCUGUCCAAGAAAAAGCAGUGGCUGUUUGCUGGAUCAGCAGAGGGUGUGGUUCAAUUGGGUCUGUUCCACUGCGAUUUGUACGGCCAAGCCUGCGCUGAAUGCUGUCUCGCUAGAGACCCAUACUGCACCUGGGACGGCCACUCUUGCAGCCCUUACAUGCCAACUGCACGCAGAAGAAACAUUCGUCAGGUUAACGAUGACGGCAACCCGCUGAACCAGUGUGUCAGACAGGGAGCUGGUCUUCAGGUGGAUGCAGAGGAGAAGACACAAGUUGUUGCAUUGGGUAAUAGCACCUUUCUGGAGUGUCUACCCAAAUCUCACCAUGCCACGGUCACCUGGUUUAAAGACAUCGGUGAGAACAGCUUGGAGCAACAUAAGGUCACAUCUGGGGAGCAGCUGGUUGUCAUUGACAGGGGCAUCCUCAUUCCCCGGGCUGAGCUCAAUCAUGGCGGCAUUUAUCAUUGUCAGCUUGAAGAGCAUGGAUUCCGCUGGACAGCCGUUAUUGUUCGUUUAAUUGUGUGGAGCCCCACCCUGCGCUCCACCCUUGUCUCCGCCCAGCCAUGGUACCAGGAUGUGAUGGCAUUGAUCAACCACAGCAAACUGGAGCGACACUGCAAAGAACUCAGUCAGCGUCACAACAACAAGGAAUCAGGGAACCACAAGCAUAACAAACAGGAGAGAAAGAGAGCAGACCGGCACAGAGGAGGGGGAGAGAAGGAGAAAGGAAGGGGGCGGAAGAACCGGAGCCGAAUGCAGAGUUCAGCACAGAGGCUGCCGAGGAGUGCAUAGACCGAAUCACGAGUGUUUAAAAAGCUGCUCAAAACAAUAUAAUACACAGCAUCAUAUUAACAGACUUGCUUUGUUUCAAAACCUAAUGAGCUGCCUGCAUGCAAGUUUAAAAAAAUACAUGCAAGAUGGGGGAUGAAGAAAGAAAAAUGUUGAUAAACUUAUAUUUUAUUAAAUUCAUUUAAAGAAGUGUAUCAAUGUUGAGUGAUCAUAAGUUUGGGUGCAGCAAGAUUUUUGCAAUUUCAAAAGUGAUAGUAAAGACAUUAUUACAAAAGAUUUAGAUUUCAAACAAAUGCUGUUCUUUUGAACUCUAUUCAUCCAAAAAUUGUAGCACUGUUUCCACAAAAGAAUUAAUCAGCACAGCUGUUUUCAUAAUUGAUAGUAAUAAUAAUCAAAUAAAAAUCAGCAAAUUAGAAUGAUUUCUGAAGAAAUGUGACACUGAAGAUUGGAGUAAUGGCUGCUGAAAAUUCAGCUUUGCCAUCACAGCAAUAAAUUAAAUUUAUAAAAUAUAUUAAAAUAGAAAACAGUUAUUUUACUGUAUUUUUGAUCAAAUAAGUGCAGCCUUGGUGAGCAUGAGACUUUACUUCUUACUGACCCCAAACUUAUUAACAGUAUUGUAAUUAAAAACAUAUUAUUUUACCAAAUAUUUCAUGUGUGCUAUGACAUGCUAACUGAAAACGUCAUUGCAUGUCAAGAAUAUCUGUGUGUCGUCCAGAAUUGUAGAGUGUCAAAUCUCUUAAUGAGUUCAGUGACAAGUAGAAUGCUGCCUAUGUAGGCAAUGAGGCAGCUCACUAGGUUCUGGAACAAAGCUAGUAUCUGAAUCAUAUGAAGGAUUGUUACCAAGCAAAUUAAGAAUGAUCUGGUAUAGGUGUGGUAAAGAAGAAGUGUUUACUUUAAUAUUAAAAACCAAUUUAUUAUUUGAGGACUGUGUUAAGCAUAUUUGGCAAAUCUUUUAAGGCAAGGGAGUGUCCCCAAAUGAUCCUCUGUUGAAUAAAAGAGAAAUCUUCCAAAGUUAGGGAGUAUCUUAAAAUGUUCUUUGUUUAAAAAGACUUCGGUGUUGAUGGCACUUUUUCAUCUGUACUGAAAUGUAUUGCCUUAUUUAUCUUUCAUGGUAUUUAUUUUCCUUGUGUUUUUGUGCUUUGUGUCUAUUGUCUUGCAUUUUAAGUGUAAAAAUUGUACAUGGUAUUUUUUUCUGUUUUGUAUUUAAAUAGGGUGUAAUUCUGUCUCUGACGUCACUCAUUAAGGUUUCGAGACAUUUAUUUAAAUGAAUUAACAAAAGCAAAAUCCCAAAAUGCAGCAGAUCCUGUAGGAUGAUGAACGAUGUGUUUCUCUGGGGAUCGAUGGAGGCACAAAGGGUGUGUUAUUUUACUGGACUGGAACAGCAGCUACUUUCUUCUGCACAUGGACAGAUGCACGACUGCCAAGAAGUUUGGCACCCGCCCUGAAAGGCCUCCAUUCAGAAGGAUGGAAAACCGAAAAGUAAAUUAAGAAAAAAGGAUUUAAAGGCUUUAAAGUACAGUACAAACAGAGAGAGAAGAGGAGCAAAUUCAAAUGCGGUCAGACCCAAACCACAUGACAGAGACAGAAGCAGUGAUCUGUGUAUAUGUUGGAGCAGCUCGGUUCGCCAGGAGACGCAAACAAAACUCAAAUGUUGUUAACAGUCAUAAAAUAAACAAAGAAAAUGUAGAAUAGAUGUUUCAUGUUCAUGUUUUACAUAUGAAGAGGUAAAUCCUGCCCUCAGUUAUUUAAAUCUUGUGAAUCGUGUGACUUUGUCUUACCUUUAACUGUAAAUCUGGUUUUCAUUAAUGGACUUUGAACCUUGAAUAAAAUGUUUUGGAAGACUCUCAUGAAAUUGAGAGAAUUCAGCAUUGCA